CCCGCUUCCCCAUCCCCUCCCCCGCCCCUGGCGCGCACCGGCCCCGGCGUCUCCAGCCCCGCCUGCGCCGGGGUCGCUGCAGUCCCCGCGGCCGCCCCGGGCUCCCUCCCCAGGCGCCCCGGCCUCGUUCCAGCCAAGGGGAGCGCCUCGGGGGGAGCGCCGGACAGCGAGGGUGGCCGAGGCGGGGGCUCUGGGCGCCCUAGCUCUCCCAACCUGGGAGGCGGCCCCGACUCCGGGAGCCUGAACGCAGGGAAAGGCAAGGACGGGGCGGCCGGCGGAGGGGCGGGCGCCGCUCAUCAGCCACGCCAGUCACGUCUGGGGCCACCCGGCUGCCUUUUUCUUCCUUUCCCCCUUCGCUUUCUCCCCCCACUCCCCUGUUGGCGAGGGCAAAGUGGCCGUGGCGGCGCCAUGCCCGGGCCGGAGUGAGCGCGCGAGGGCGAAAAUGGCGUACAUCCAGUUGGAACCUUUAAACGAGGGUUUUCUUUCUAGAAUCUCCGAUCUGCUACUGUGCAGAUGGACUUGCAGGCAUUGCUGUCAGAAGUGUUAUGAGUCCAGCUGUUGCCAGUCGAGUGAGGACGAGGUUGAAAUUCUGGGACCUUUCCCUGCCCAGACUCCUCCCUGGCUGAUGGCCAGCCGGAGCAGUGACAAGGAUGGGGAUUCCGUCCAUACAGCCAGUGACGUCCCUCUGACCCCACGGACCAACUCCCCAGAUCGAAGAUGCUCGUCGUCAGACACAUCCAAGUCUACCUACAGCCUGACGCGGAGGAUUUCAAGUCUUGAAUCCAGACGACCCAGCUCCCCACUCAUUGAUAUUAAACCCAUCGAGUUUGGUGUCCUCAGUGCCAAAAAGGAGCCCAUCCAGCCCUCGGUGCUCAGACGGACCUACACCCCAGAUGACUAUUUCAGAAAGUUCGAGCCCCAGCUCUACUCCCUCGACUCCAACAGUGACGACGUGGACUUUCUGACGGACGAGGAGAUCUUGUCCAAGUACCAGCUGGGCAUGCUGCACUUCAGCACCCAGUACGACCUGUUGCACAACCAUCUGACCGUGAGGGUGAUCGAGGCCAGGGACCUGCCACCCCCCAUCUCCCAUGAUGGCUCACGCCAGGACAUGGCCCACUCCAACCCCUACGUCAAGAUCUGCCUCCUGCCGGACCAGAAGAACUCUAAGCAGACGGGGGUCAAACGCAAGACCCAGAAGCCCGUGUUUGAGGAGCGUUACACCUUCGAGAUCCCCUUCCUAGAAGCGCAGAGGAGGACCCUGCUGCUGACCGUGGUGGAUUUUGAUAAGUUCUCCCGCCACUGUGUCAUUGGGAAGGUGUCCGUACCUUUGUGCGAGGUUGACCUGGUGAAAGGCGGGCACUGGUGGAAGGCGCUGAUCCCCAGUUCUCAGAAUGAAGUAGAGCUGGGAGAGCUGCUUCUGUCACUCAAUUAUCUCCCGAGCGCUGGGAGACUCAAUGUUGACGUCAUUCGAGCCAAGCAACUUCUUCAGACAGAUGUGAGCCAAGGUUCAGACCCCUUUGUGAAAAUCCAGCUGGUACAUGGACUCAAGCUUGUGAAAACAAAGAAGACAUCCUUCUUAAGAGGAACGAUCGAUCCUUUCUACAAUGAAUCCUUCAGCUUCAAAGUCCCCCAAGAAGAACUGGAAAAUGCCAGCCUAGUGUUUACAGGUACAAAAAGUAAUACAAGAGAAAAGCAACUUCCCGACCAUUUGUUUUCUCUGCAGAAUGAAGUAGAGCUGGGAGAGCUGCUUCUGUCACUCAAUUAUCUCCCGAGCGCUGGGAGACUCAAUGUUGACGUCAUUCGAGCCAAGCAACUUCUUCAGACAGAUGUGAGCCAAGGUUCAGACCCCUUUGUGAAAAUCCAGCUGGUACAUGGACUCAAGCUUGUGAAAACAAAGAAGACAUCCUUCUUAAGAGGAACGAUCGAUCCUUUCUACAAUGAAUCCUUCAGCUUCAAAGUCCCCCAAGAAGAACUGGAAAAUGCCAGCCUAGUGUUUACAGUGUUCGGCCACAACAUGAAGAGCAGCAAUGACUUCAUCGGGAGAAUUGUCAUCGGCCAGUAUUCUUCGGGCCCCUCUGAGUCCAACCACUGGCGACGGAUGCUCAACACUCACCGUACUGCCGUGGAGCAGUGGCACAGCCUGAGGUCCCGGGCUGAGUGCGACCGCGUGUCCCCGGCCUCACUGGAGGUGACCUGAGGGCUGCAGGAAAAGCAGCUUUCAUUUGUUUAAAAAAAAAAAAAAAAAAAAGAAACUUUAAGCUGGAAAAAAAUGUGUCACCUGCCUGUUACAUCCACACUUACACACACAGUCACAGCACACACACACACACACACACACACCCUAAAUCCUCUCAGAACAGAGAGGAAACUGACUACUGAAUGCAAAAUGGCUGCCCUCAAUGAGCAAGGCCUGAGAACUCUCUGGAAACCCCGUCUGUAUGUCACAAGCUGCUUGGGCUCUGCCGUGAGACCCAUUGGCGGUGUCUGCUCCUGUUGAUACCCCUGCCCCAAAAUGCACUUUCAACCUUCAGGCCAGAGAAAGGGCCUCCUCAAGGGCACCAGCCUCUGUUGAGAUGAAAUUCUCUGAGAGCUUGGCCAGUGUGUAGGAGGCCCGACCCCCAAGUCCACCCGUUGACUGGGUGACUUCUGGGCAAGCUGCUGGUCCCUGGGGUUCUUCAGACCUGAUCCCUUUCCCCCAAAGUGUAAGUACUCUGUCUUCUCUUUAGUGGAUGUGAUAGAUUAGACUAUUUGGAGAAACCAAAUGGCAACAAAAAAUAUUCCAGUGUAAGAAACUUCCCUGGCUUAACUGAAUUUGUCGUCGUGUUAGCUUAUUCCUAAGGACCCCCCGUGGGUGCGUAUGUGGAUGUCCUCGGGUGAGUGCCCUCACAGGCGAACAUGUGUGUGUCCCUGUGUGUCCUCUUCGCGAGCACCUCCGUCCUGAGCUCUCCCUUCUCUCUGCCUCUCCCUGUGAAACUUCACCCAGUGUCCUCCUGUCUGUCAAGACCCCACCUUCAGUAACAGCAUGUGCAAAUGUCAAGUAACUAGAAUAUGAUAGAGCAAAAGUAACCUUUUUUGACCAAAUUCUGAUGAUCAUGACACAUGGAAGACCUGCAGAAGACAGUUACGUGGAUCAGAAUGGCCGCUGCACCCCCAUCCAAGAUGGCUCCUUCCUUGUCAUAUUCUGCGAAUCUCUCUGUGUUUGUGUGUGAACCAAAGUCAUUCUUCUCAUGCUAAGGAAUUAGUGUAGUUAGACUAGAUCUCUCCCCGUUGGAUGCUUCUGUAUCUUUCCCACAGCCUAGUGUCUGGCAUAAUGGGGAGCUAUUUAUUGAAAUUAAAGAUUAUUUAUUUGUGCCAUGCA
This is a messenger RNA of Hyaena hyaena (striped hyena), 3361 nucleotides long. It is a transcript of the gene SYT17, whose product is annotated as synaptotagmin 17. NCBI's taxonomy places the organism in Eukaryota, Metazoa, Chordata, Mammalia, Carnivora, Hyaenidae. The transcript is spliced from 10 exons. Gene Ontology annotation, molecular function: calcium ion binding; syntaxin binding; phosphatidylserine binding. The record is from RefSeq and is a predicted model, not a curated record. Bases 443 to 2200 code for a protein of 585 amino acids. Gene Ontology annotation, biological process: regulation of calcium ion-dependent exocytosis; calcium-ion regulated exocytosis; cellular response to calcium ion. Gene Ontology annotation, cellular component: membrane.